UUCUUCUUGAAGAAUUGGCGUAAAGACCAAGAAGAACAGUUCUUGCUUAUCUUUUUGUAUUUCAUGAAUUUUCCACACGCUUUGUAAAUCUUACUUUUCUAUUUAAAGCUGCUUAAAUCUGCUUAUUUUUUCUUCAGAAUUUCUCAAAAUCUUGGAAAACUCAUUGAAUAUGGAUAUUACUUACCGGCCUUACGUUGAUCCUGAUUUAGAAGUACUUCUUGAAAGAAUACAUCCACCAAGGGUUUGUAUUGACAAUGACACCUAUAGAGACUGCACUCUUGUCAAGGUUGAUAGUGCAAAUAAGCAGGGGAUGCUGCUAGAAAUUGUCCAAGUUCUGACGGAUCUUGACCUUGUGAUUUCCAAAUCAUACAUCUCCUCAGAUGGUGGUUGGUUAAUGGAUGUAUUCCACGUAACUGACCAACUGGGGAACAAAAUUACUGACGAAGGCCUCAUUCGGUACAUACAAGAGGAAAUAUGCACGAGUAGGGGCGGUAAGGGGGAAAAUAGAUCGAUUAUUGCCGAAGAAGAGACGAGGCCAACACUAAUGUCAAUUGAAAACACAGCCGUAGAGAUGACAGGGAUGGAUCGACCAGGUUUAAUGUCGGAGAUGUCGGCUGUUUUAGCUGAGUUGGGCUGUCGCGUUUCUGCUGCCACGGCGUGGACUCAUAAGAGCAGAGCAGCAUGCAUUAUCUACUUGGAGGAUGAGUCUAAUGGUGAGCCAAUCACAGACCCAUGUCGUGUGGCCCAGGUUCGGGCCCAGUUGGAAAAUGUGGUUGAAGCCCACCACUAUGACAACGAGAGACGAAGUGUAAGGCUGACGGGCCCAGCUGUGGGCCAAACCCACACGGAAAGGCGGCUGCACCAGUUGAUGGCAGCCGAUAGAGACUAUGAGAUGUGUAGUUCUUGUUGUGACAAUGACAGUGACAACGAUGACGACGAUGUAUACGGGAAUGGAAGGCAUUACAAGAAGCAGAAAAAGGAAUGUUAUGGCACACAUGUGAAAAUAGAGAAAUGUAAGGAUACGGGCUACUCGACCGUUACCGUGAGGAGUCGAGAUCGACCCAAGUUAUUGUUCGACACUGUUUGUACUCUGACCGACAUGCAAUACGUAGUAUUCCAUGCAGCCAUUAGCUCCAAGGAAUCUAUAGCUGUUCAGGAAUACUACAUAAAGCACAAAAGUGGACGCCCUUUGGAUUCAGAAGAUGAGAAGCAGUUGGUUACCCAGUGUUUGAUAGCAGCUACGGAAAGGAGAAUUUCUCAUGGGUUAAGACUAGAUAUUUGCACAGAAAAUAGGAUAGGACUAUUAUCUGAUAUCACACGAGUAGUACGAGAAAAUGGAUUAUCUAUAACAAGGGCUGAGAUCGGUACUCGGGGUGAGAGAGCAGUUGGCACAUUCUAUGUAAAAGAUACUUCGGGAGAAAAUGCUGAUCCAGAAACACUUGAAAAGGUGAGACGAGAAAUCGGAAGUGCUGUUGUAGUGGUAAACAAAUCUUCGAGCUCCCCUUCGCGAGCAACAUCCAGAACAUGUAAAAGCAACAGCAGCGAAGUACAAGAAAGGUCGAGGUUUUCCCUGGGAAGCCUGUUGUGGUCGCACCUAGAGGGAAUUUUGAGCAAUUUCAGACCCAUAAAAUCCUGAAGUUUUAUAGAUGGAAUAAGGGCUGCAUUUACCUGUAAAUACCGAUUAGCACAUGUGAACUAGUUUCUCAUUCAUCUGUAAAUAAUAAGAGCCAGCAGCAGCCCCUACAGGAAAUGAGAGUUUAAAUAAAACAAUAAAACAAUGCAUGUGUCUAUCUGCUUUGUUUUCCCUUCAAGAAAAAGCAGUACCAGAGUCCCAAAAAUUCUCUUUUUUGGGCAAAGAUUUAUUCUU
Messenger RNA from Olea europaea var. sylvestris, 1867 nucleotides. Its product is annotated as ACT domain-containing protein ACR1-like. The transcript has 7 exons. NCBI's taxonomy places the organism in Eukaryota, Viridiplantae, Streptophyta, Magnoliopsida, Lamiales, Oleaceae. Bases 170 to 1636 code for a protein of 488 amino acids. The record is from RefSeq and is a predicted model, not a curated record.